Messenger RNA from Oppia nitens, 801 nucleotides. Its product is annotated as 3-oxoacyl-[acyl-carrier-protein] reductase FabG-like. The transcript is spliced from 3 exons. Gene Ontology annotation, molecular function: oxidoreductase activity. NCBI's taxonomy places the organism in Eukaryota, Metazoa, Arthropoda, Arachnida, Sarcoptiformes, Oppiidae. The record is from RefSeq and is a predicted model, not a curated record. Bases 1 to 801 code for a protein of 266 amino acids.
AUGUCGCUUAAGUAUGAUUUCAACGGUAAGGUAGCUCUGAUAACUGGUUCGAGUUCGGGUAUCGGUGCGGCCACUGCUAUACUGUUUGCCAAAUCGGGUGCCAAUGUUGUAGUUACCGGCCGUAAUGCCGAUGCUGUGGCCAAAGUGGCCAAACAAUGUACAGAUGUGUCACCGAAACAGUUGACUGCACUGGAAGUUGUCGCCGAUCUGACUAACGAAGAGGACUGUAAUCGACUGAUUGAGACAACUGUCCAAACAUUUGGCAAAAUUGAUGUAUUGGUCAACAAUGCCGGCACUGGUAUUAUGGCGUUAAUUGAUGACACAAAUUAUAUGAAACAAUUUUCGCUGGCAUUGAAAACAAACUUGAAUUCAGUGGUUUAUAUGACACACAAAUGUGUCCCGCAUUUGGCCAAAACUCGCGGCAAUAUUAUCAAUAUAUCGAGUAUUGCAUCGAAAAGAUCAUUGUAUGGUUUGUCUCCUUAUUGUAUGUCGAAAGCCGGGGUCGAUAUGUUUACCAAAUGUAUGGCCGCAGAGUUGGGUCCCCAACGUAUCCGAGUUAAUGCAAUACUACCCGGGACUGUUGCCACAAAUUUUAUGGAUGUAUUUGAGUUGCCGAUAGAAAUGGUGGACAAAACAUACGAAACAGUUGGCCAGAAAUAUCCGGUCGGUAGGGUUGGCCAGAGUCAGGAUAUAGCCAACACUGUUGCCUAUUUGGCCAGCGAUACGGUGGCCGGGUUUAUAACCGGCAGUAUUGUUGUGACCGACGGCGGACAUUUGGCCGCCAAUGUGUCGUAUGAAUAG